Molecule: messenger RNA, 2454 nt
Organism: Naegleria gruberi
Lineage: Eukaryota; Heterolobosea; Eutetramitea; Acrasida; Naegleriidae
Exons: 5
Coding region: 1-2454 (817 amino acids)
Molecular function (GO): protein binding
Source: RefSeq, a predicted model, not a curated record
AUGUUGGACAAAUUCUUCUCUGAAAUAUUUCUCUCCUAUUGUAGUGAUACUCAGCAGCGACCCGAGAGAGAAUUAGCCUUGAAUUUAAAACAAUUAUUGGAAAAGAAUUGUACUGAGGAAAAAUUUAUUUUAAGAUCUCAAAGAAUUGGUAUUGCAACAGCUAAUAGUUUAGCAAGGUAUUUUGCUCAAACUGUUAGUAAAGAUAGCCCUCUUCAUGUUUUGGAUCUUCAUGAAAAUGUCAUCCGAGACAAGGGCGUUCAAGCAUUAAUAGAUGAAUUAAAAUCAUUAAAUACUGUAAAAAUACUUGAUUUAGGUAGUAAUGAUUUAGGAUCAGAAUCAGCCAUCCUUAUUGCUGAUUACCUUAAAAAACCUGAUUGUAAAUUAGAAUCUUUGAUACUAGGAAGUAGUGAUUCAGACUUGUAUGCAAAUAAGAUUGAAGCAGAAGGUGGUGUUUCAAUUGCCGAGGCUUUAUCAUCAAACUUUACUUUACAUACUCUCGAUUUUAAUAGAAAUUCUCAACUAGGAAGAAAAACUCAACAAGCAUUCUUUGCUUUAGCAGAUGCUUUUGAUGAAAAUAAGACAAUUAGCUGUUUACGAUUGGGACAAACUAAUAUGGGUUCUGUAGCUGCUGUCAAUGUUAUUCAAUCAUUGGAAGGUAAUUCAAAUUUGAGAUAUUUAGAUUUACACGGAAAUGAUUUACCUGUAGAUAUUGCUGAAAGUCUUGGAAAAUUAACAUGCACCUGUAAAAACCUAUCUGUUUUACUAUUACAAAAUAAUUGCUUGAAACAAACAGGUGCAGAAAUAUUAUGUAACUUCCUUAAACAAAAUACUUUCAUUACUGUACUUAAUUUGGCUGGAAAUGAAAUUGGAAACGAAGGAGCAUCAUAUGUUGCAGAUUAUCUGUCAUGUAAACAUACUUUAGUUUACUUGAAUUUGAGUAAAAAUCAAAUAACUGAGGAAGGUAUAAUUACCAUUGCACAGGCUAUUAAUUGUCCUCAAAAUACUUUACACUCUUUAAAUUUGAGUAAUAAUAGAGUGGGAAAUAGUGGUGCAAAGGCUUUAGCAAAAUGUGUAGAAUAUGACCAAUGUGGAAUAGUUAACUUGGAAUUGAAUUCUUGUGGAAUUGGUGAUCAAGGAGCUGUAUCCCUCUGUCUUUCUUUGACAUGUAACACAACUCUGUUGUAUAUGAAAGUACACAACAAUCAUAUUUCUGAAGAGGCUGGAAAGGCAGUUCUAGACUUGCUGGAAAAAAAUCAUACACUCAUGUCUUUUGAUGUGAGGGGAAAUCAAUUAGACCACCCAACCUAUUUGAAAAUUAAGAAGGUUUUACAACGAAAUAAGACUGAUAAAAUGUUGAUUGAACCAAAUAAGUUAAAAAAGGAAGUAAUUAGAUUGAAAUAUGUACAAAAACUUCUUCAAGAUGCAUCAAAAGAACUCGAAUAUCAAGAAAAUAUUAGACUUGAAACUACUUCAAAAGUGGAAAGGAUCAAUGAACGAAUUAAGGUAAUAACAGAAGAAACAGACUCUUCUGCUUCAGAUAUAAUUUCUCAAAUUAAGGAGGAACAGAAAAGAAUUGACUUUUUCCAAGAUAGAAUAACGGCAGUAAUGGAGGAUAAAAAGCAGAAGAAUGCUAAAAACGAGCAAUUGAUGAAAAUUAAAAUGGACAAUCAUCAAAAAGAAUUGGAUGCUAAAGCAGAGAUUGAGGAAGAACUUAACGACGCCAGAGAAAUGUUGCAAGACACAAGAAAAAGAAAAGAAAUUGAAAUCAAAACAUUGCAAGAAAAAAUCAAAUCAGUUAAACUCGCAGCUCAAGAUGAAGAAAAGAAGAGAGAAAAACAUUCAAUGGAGAUUGUAGAUAUUAGAGUUAGACUUCAUGAUAUUGAAACUGAAUUUAUUAAACAGUUUGGAGAGGAUCAUCAAGAGAAAAUUGAUCAAAUGUAUAUGGAAAUGAAGAAAGAAGAUGAAGAAACGUUUGUUAGACUUGGAUCUAAAACUAAUCUUUUGGUGGAUAUGGAAGCUUUAAAGAAAGCUAAAAGUAGUACUACACCAGGUACAAGUCACCCCUCAAAGGAUUCUUCAAAAGAUUCAGGAAAAACAACACCACAUUCAUCAACAGCAACAGCAACAACAUCAACGACAGGUGUUGGAAUUAGUGGAACUAGCUCAACAACAAGACCUACAACACCAAAAGAACCAUCAAGUGGAAAGGAUACACCAAAAACUCCAAAGGACACCAAGGAUACAAGUACAAAAACUGGACGAUCUUCAACUAUUGCAACAACUGGAAGAAGAAAGAGUCCACCUUCAGGAACCAGAAGAAAUACUUCAACAACUCCUUCAACACCUCCACCAAUUACUAAUGUUGACACAAAGACACCUCCACCAUCGAAUAAUCAAGGAAAGAUGAGAGUUACCAAUUUGAGUAUAUACGAUUCUACACUGUCAAAUAAAUAA